This is a messenger RNA of Neltuma alba, 1461 nucleotides long. RefSeq names its product probable lactoylglutathione lyase, chloroplastic. Gene Ontology annotation, cellular component: cytoplasm. The transcript is spliced from 9 exons. NCBI's taxonomy places the organism in Eukaryota, Viridiplantae, Streptophyta, Magnoliopsida, Fabales, Fabaceae. The record is from RefSeq and is a predicted model, not a curated record. Gene Ontology annotation, molecular function: lactoylglutathione lyase activity; metal ion binding. The coding region runs from base 22 to 1113 and encodes 363 amino acids.
CAGAGGGAGCUGGUGGCAACAAUGGCGUCAUCCUUAUCUGCAGCUCUGAAUCUCUCCACGGUCCGACAUUGUGCUUUCCAACCACCACGCUCCUUCCGUUUGCCCUCGUUUCGAAAUUCCUGUUACAAUCCUUCUCGAAGGCUCACUCUCUUUCACCUCGGAACCGCUCUCCCACAAUCCCAUUUAUUUGGUGCAAAAGUAUCUGAAGUGUUUAAAUCAGAGGGACAAGCAAUAGAGGCUACUGCUGCAGGAAAACUAGCCCAAUCGAAUAAUUCUGUUACUCAACAGAAUUUGAUAGACUGGGUCAAAAAUGACACGCGGAGACUGCUUCAUGUUGUAUAUCGUGUAGGGGACUUGGAGAAGACUAUAAAAUUCUAUACUGAGUGCCUGGGUAUGAAGCUAUUGAGAAAACGCGACAUCCCAGAAGAGAGAUAUUCUAAUGCUUUUCUUGGAUACGGUCCUGAAGAUUCCCACUUCGUAGUUGAACUUACUUACAAUUAUGGAGUUGAUAAGUACGACAUUGGAACUGGUUUUGGUCAUUUUGGUAUCGCAGUUGAAGAUGUUGCCAAGACAGUAGAUCUAAUCAAGGCUAAGGGGGGGAAGGUUACCAGGGAACCAGGACCUGUCGAAGGUGGCAGUACAGCCAUAGCAUUUGUUGAAGAUCCGGAUGGCUAUAAGUUUGAGCUUCUUGAGAGAGCACCAAGUCCUGAACCAUUAUGCCAAGUAAUGCUUCGAGUAGGCGACCUUGAUCGUGCCAUAGCCUUCUAUGAAAAGGCUUUUGGCAUGCAACUUCUCCGCAAAAGAGACAAUCCUGAGUACAAGUAUACAAUAGCUAUGAUGGGAUAUGGCCCUGAAGAUAAGAAUGCAGUUCUAGAACUGACAUAUAACUAUGGGGUCACCAAUUAUGACAAAGGAAAUGGUUAUGCACAGAUUGCAAUAGGCACAAACGAUGUUUAUAAGACUGCAGAAGCAAUAAAACUUUAUGGGGGGAAGAUUAUCCGUGAACCUGGGCCUUUGCCAGGUAUCAACACCAAGAUAGUAGCUUGCUUGGAUCCUGAUGGUUGGAAAUCGGUGUUUGUUGAUAAUGUUGAUUUUCUGAAGGAAUUAGAGUGACAAGCAUAAUAUAAGAUUCAACACCUCUUCACUGAAGGCAGGGGACUCUGGCAAUUUUGUCCGUUUAAUCAAUCUUGCAACUCUCCAUCUUGAGAAGCUACUGCCAAUUAGAACGUACAUAGCCUAUCUGCCAGUCAUUCCCUCCGUCUAUUGUUGUAGCAGUGUAAGUUUCUUUGUCGAGCCCGCUGGUGAUUAUUCGAGAGGUUGAAGACAUUUACUUGAUGACUUAUUUAGAGGAGAACAAGGGGAAAGAAUGUUGAAAGUCAUACUCACAACAACCCCAACUUUAUGUAAUGCCACCAUUUUCUUCUUAUGGAAGUCAAAAGGUCCCACCAAUUUUGCUAGCAA